Molecule: messenger RNA, 431 nt
Organism: Limulus polyphemus (Atlantic horseshoe crab)
Lineage: Eukaryota; Metazoa; Arthropoda; Merostomata; Xiphosura; Limulidae
Exons: 4
Coding region: 48-431 (127 amino acids)
Biological process (GO): intracellular protein transport
Source: RefSeq, a predicted model, not a curated record
AGGUUGCUUUAUCUGUUGGCCACCUAGCUUCUUUGUACAACUACGACAUGAAACUCUUUGAAAAAGCUGAAGAAUUGUACCUACAGUCUAUAGAGAUAGGUCUGAAACUUUUUGGAGAGAGUUACAGUGGAUUAGAAUACGACUACCGUGGUUUACUACAGGUUUACACCUUUCUGGGUGAACCUCAGAAGUACAUGAAGUACCAAGAGAUUUUACAGAGGUGGAAUGAGCUCAAAGUUCUGUCCACUACAGGUAUCGAAACCCGGUUUCUAGCAGUAUAUGUCCGCAGACAUACCGUUGUGCCAAUGGGGGACAUUUGUUUUGCAGAUAAAGUUCUCGUCAUCUUUGGAUUCUAUUUCUAUAAUUUCUCACUAUGUUACACUGUAACAAAAAUCAAGAACUUAAUGUUAUUUAAUUCAUUCAUCGUCUAA